CCUGUGUUCUAGGAAGCCAUCACAUUAAGGUUAUUCCCUACUCUGGUUAUUAAACGGCUCUGAACUUGUCAAUCAAGUCAAGCACAAGCAGUCAAAAAUGUAUGCUAAUUAUAGUCCUAGCGAAGAAGUUAAAUGUAGGAUGAUGGCCAGGAUGAUGAACUCGAACGAUUCAGGAUUGGAACGAGGAUAUGGAAACGACUACCAGAUCACAAAGCGUACAUACUUCCAACAGCCAUAUUCCUAUACUCACUCAGUGAGCACAGAGAGAACCCCACAUGUGAGAAACAGGAAGUGGAAUGGGGGUUCCAAGACGUUCCAGAAAAGACCUUAUUCUCGGAGGAAUGGUUCCAGGUGUGCUUCAUUAGAAGACACCAUACAAAGAGGAAAAGAAAGGAAUACAUCUGCUCUGCAUGACACAAGUUGCAGAACUACACAAGGUGACACUUCAACAGCACACAAAAUCCCAAGCUGUUUGUUAAAGAUGAUUGUGAUUGACCUACAACCAUUGUCCAUUGUUGAAGACGAAGGUAUGUGCGCUGUUAUGAGGGCCAUUGAGCCCACACCGGCAAUUUCACGAGUGACAUCCAAAGACCUACGCUUACAACUUCUUCAAAUGUAUAAAGAGACUAAAGAGAUGGUGAAAAAAGAAUUGGCUUCAUCAGAUGACAUUUCGUUGACAUCAGAAUUGUGGGUUUCAAGAGCUGAAGUAUCUUUUGUGACGGUGACCUGUCACUAUCUAGGCAAAGACUGGCAUCUGAAGUCCCAUGUGUUAGAAACAGCCAAUUUACCUGAUGAACAUACUCCAAAAAACAUAGUGGACCAGAUGCUGAAAACCGCAAAAGCAUGGGGCAUUAAAGACAAAAUCCAUACCGUUGUCAUGGAAGGAGGAACAACCAUGAAGGAUGAAGUCUCAAAAGCUGGAUGGACACACAUCUCUUGUCUUGCUUAUACUUUGGACUUGGUGUUCAAGGACGUCCUAGAACAAUAUCCUGGACUUAAAACUCUGCUGAAAAAGUCCCAGAAUGUUGUGAGGUUCUUCCACUGUGACAUCAAGGCAGAACACAAACUCAAGGAGUACCAACUGAAGCUAAAGUUGCCUGAAAGUGUACUGAUCCAGUCUGUUGGUAACGGUUGGCUCUCUUCACUCAACAUGCUGGAGCGAUUUGUAGAACAGCACCAGGCCAUUGCAGCUGUGCUCCUUCAGAGGCUUGAGUACAACCUAUGGCUUGCAGACGAAGACAUAAAGACAAUCAGCGAUGUCAUAGCCGCACUUCAGCCUUUCAAAAAGGCAACAAAAGAAAUGCCAAGAGCGGGAUAUGAAUCCAUAUCAUUUAUCAUUCCACUUAUGAACAGAUGUCAGAGAGACAUCGAAAAGUUGGCACAAAACGGUAACGAGGUAGCAUUCGGUCUGGCCAAAAUGUGUGAAUGGCAUUUUUGCAAUGUCAAGCUCAACCGCUGGCUUACAGUUAGCACAGUCCUGGACCCAAGAUUCAAGAAGCUCCUACUCUCUGAUGAUAACAAAGUCCAGUUAUCCAGAAGACAAAUCCUCAAAGCAAUGGAUGACAUCAGCACAAGUGCAGUGUCUGCUCCAGUUGGUUCUGGCAAACAAUCACACUUUGAUUGUGACUUUAUGAGGUAUGUCAAAGAGAGACCCAUCACAAUGUUUCAGAGCCCCCUGAAAUGGUGGAGGGUCAACAAAGACUUAGUGGAUCUAAAAAGGAUUGCACAUAAAUACCUUGGCGUUGUUUGCACAGCAAUACCACUGGAGAGAGUUUUUGCCAAAGAAGAGAGCGAUGUCUUCUGUAACAGGCGAAGCUGCUUAGAAACGGAAAAUGUCAAUAUGGUACUAUUUCUAAACAGCAACUGUUCUACAACAAUGUAGCAACCCACUGGGAAAAAAACUAGUUGAAUCAACGUUGUCUCCAUGUCAUUUCAACCCCAAAAAAUCUAUGUGAUGACGUUGAAUCAAAGCGGAAAACUGAUUGGAUGAUGUCAUUUUAUUUAUUUUUUUACCCAAUUUUUAACCUUAAUCCAAUGGCAUGGUGAAUGUAUUUGUUGAUUUCACUUUAGUUGACAAAUGUAAAUCA
Oncorhynchus masou masou (cherry salmon) is the source of this 2087-nucleotide messenger RNA. RefSeq lists its product as uncharacterized. The transcript has 4 exons. Gene Ontology annotation, molecular function: protein dimerization activity. The record is from RefSeq and is a predicted model, not a curated record. Bases 98 to 1882 code for a protein of 594 amino acids. Lineage: Eukaryota; Metazoa; Chordata; Actinopteri; Salmoniformes; Salmonidae.